Lagopus muta (rock ptarmigan) is the source of this 3422-nucleotide messenger RNA. RefSeq names its product transmembrane protein 114 (gene TMEM114). Gene Ontology annotation, cellular component: apical plasma membrane. Lineage: Eukaryota; Metazoa; Chordata; Aves; Galliformes; Phasianidae. The record is from RefSeq and is a predicted model, not a curated record. The transcript is spliced from 4 exons. Bases 187 to 822 code for a protein of 211 amino acids.
GGCUCCCUAUGGAGCGCCCGUGCGGACCUCCCGGGAGCCGCGCUGCUGCCUGCGUGCCGCCGUCAGCGGGACCCGCCGUGCCGGCACCGAGCGGCACCGCGCGGCACCGAGCGGGCACGGGCAUCGCCUUCUCCCGCACCGCCCUUCCCGUCAGCGUGCAUCUCCUCCCGCGGUCCGACGGGCAGCAUGAGGGUGAGCCUGAGCGUCCUGUCGCUGCUCGUGGCUCUGGUGGGAGCCUCCAGCUUCGUCUUCCUCGUGGUGGCCAUCGCGACGGACUUCUGGUACAUCAUCGAUGCCUCCCGCCUGGAGACGGCCGCCAACGGCACGGCCGCGCUCAGCUCGCACUCGGGGCUCUGGCGGACCUGCCGGCUUAGGAGCAAAUGCUACCCUCUGAUCAACCCCUUCAGGCACGAGAAUGCAAACAUCACCGACUCACACCGACAGCUCCUAUACAUGCAUGGGACGUUUGUCAUUCUGAUGCCUCUGAGCCUGAUACUGAUGAUUUUUGGAGGAAUGACUGGAUUUAUCAGUAUUCUUGCCAGGGCAUAUCUGCUGCUUCUAAUGACUGGUCUGCUUUUUCUUUUUGGAGCUCUGGUUACACUUACCGGGAUUGGAGUCUACAUUGCAUAUUCAGCUGCUGCCUUUGAAGAAGCUGUCUGCCUCCUGAGGAGUAAGGAUGUCCUGGUAGAAAUCGACAUCAGGUUUGGCUGGUCUCUGGCACUGGUCUGGAUCUCUUUUGUCGCAGAAGUGAUCACUGGGGCUGUGUUUCUCCUGGCAGCAAGAGUCGUCGGCCUGAAACGGCAGCGUGAGCAGGAGUUAUGAACAGCAGGUAUCAUUGCAACAACAGAAAACUCUGAAACGUGGAUUCCUUGGUUUGGUUUGGUCUGGUCACUAGGGAGAAUAAAAAUGGCAAGACUGUGACUGAGUAACUUGCCAGCUGCCAUAAACUCCUCAAUAUUGUCUACAAAAUAGAAAGAUUCUGAUAAAUCAGUAACAUUUCUAGUGUUGUCAGCAAGAAAACCUUUGUGACUUUAGAAGAAAUCAUGCUGCACUAUCAGUGUUUCUGAAACAACUUCAGCAGGCAGCUCAUGCAGCAUCAAUACAUGUUAUUUAGAAAAUUUUUGCUUUCUCUUCUUUCUGCUAUCCCUGAUUACCCUGCAGAACAGUCUGCAUGGUCCACUUUGCUCUUGGUUCCCCUUCAGAUACUCCUGAUACGUAUGCUAGGUAGCCUCUACCACAUGUGAUAUAUGAUGCUUAUAUACCUGAAGCCAGGUAAUGAGCGUGGAGGCUACAUGUAUUCAAUUCAUACUGCACACUUAAUGUGGCUUUGUUGUUCAAAAUAAAAUCAAAUGUAAAGGUCCAGAAUAAGAACUUCACAGUAUUUGGAGAAAUUCAGUGAUCAUCUCCAGCACUACAGCAUGGCUAGGACAUCCAAUCCAUGUGCACCUUCCACGUUCAUAGGAUCUUUCUGUUGUGUCUCCCUGAAGAGGCUAUUCUCUCUCUUCUACCACUAUCACACUAUUUCUUUGUGAAGACACACAAAAAUGUGACAGUUUGAGAGACUGGAGAACUCCAGAAGCCUACUUUAUGCCAGCUAUGUGCGUUGGCUAAGGAAUCACAAUCACAGAAUUGUAGGGGUUGGAAGGGACCUCCAGAGAUCAUCGAGUCCAACCCCCCUGCCAAAGCAGGUAAAACACAGCUUCACGUUAUUUAUUCAAAAAUCAUUACUUAAAGGCUGAAAACAAAGAAAUGAAUCAUUUUCUAAAACUGAGCUUUGGUGCUGUAAAAAAUAAUACAAAAAAUGAAGGCCUAGAAACUGUGAAUGACUUAACACUAGUUAUCCUCCAGACAGCAUUGACUGUGGCUGUGAAGCUCUUAAGGGCAGUGAAAUGGUGAGUGUUGUAUUUCAAGAGAAAGCUACAGCUGCUUCUCUGGAUGUUUUAAGAAAAGACUGCAGCCAGCCCACAUCUGUCUGAUGCUCCCAUCACAUAGAUGCUACCCAUCUCUUCCAGCUUUUUAUCAGCUUUUUCUUCAAUUCUGUAAUGCAGAAGAUGCAACUGAUACAUUUCCCAGUUCAUACUUUGCAAACCUGAUGCUUUAAUUUCAUAAAAGCAAUAACACGUUUGUGCUAGAAUGUGUUUAAUUUGUGCUGGAAGCUGCUGAGUAAAACCAAGCACACGGGAUGCCUGAACUUCAUCUUAAGAACUAAGGAAUCUAGAUUUUCUUAAUUAUUUUUUUCAUUCAAAUGUUGGUAAUAACAUUGAAGAGAAAAUUUACUCCAGUGCCCACUGCAGUUAGUGAAGAAGUUUUUCCUGACUGCUGUGGCCCGGGGUAAAGAGCUGAAUGUACUCUCAGCUCCACUACAGAUCCAGAUCAUGGUCAACUUCUGCAUCUUACAGUUCAAGACUGUGACUCAGGAACUGCACCAGCUGGGCACACUUUCAGUGAGCAAGUUCCUUGUGCUUCCUUCAGGAGAGUAGGGCAUCACUUACUUCUGUUCAACACUGGCACAAUGUUAUCGCUGCCUUUUGCUAAAAAUUGGGCAUCUGUGCUCCGAUCCUAGUUCCACAGUACCAAGUUUCUUACGGAAAAUGAUGGCAGAGAGCUUCCAGCUUGCAGUCUUUGAAUAUAAAGGGAAGUGUUACUACAGUGCUCUGAAUGGAGAACUGAGGCAGACAAACUGCCAAGGUCCACUGAAACCAGAGCUUCUGAUCCCCAAUCUAAAACCUUGGUUGGCAGAUUUUUUCUUAUUAUCAGAAUGAAACAAGGUUAGAAAUCCCAACCAGGCUGCGCAGCAGAAGCUCUGCUAAUAGCCAGUACCACUUCUACUUCCCCAUUUCUCCCACACUGAUUUUCCAUGACGCCUUGUGCUGGCACUGUGUAAUGGAGUCAUUUUACAAGUUAAAGCUGACUAAAUCAGCUCUAUAAGAAGAUUAAAGAAAAAUCCUUCAUAGUAAAUAUUCCACGUGCUUAAAUGAAUUAUGUAAGAUGUAAUUCUUCAAUGUUUUGGUGCUGGUGAAGUUAUUUAAUGUAAUAUGACCGUGUAACGUCAGUCAGACAUUACUGUAAGCUGUAAUAGUAACCUAUCAUCCCAGUUAUUAGUGAAUGUUUAUCACAAAGGUUGUUUUACAGUGCUUUUGGAUUGUGUAAAACUAAGUAAAAUGACAUCUCUGAGCUAGGAAAUAUUUGAAAAGACGUGGAAGAACUAAGAAAUAAUUUUUAAGUCCUUCUGCAGAUCUAUUUGACAGUUUACAGGAUGCUUUUGACGUACCUGUGUUGCAUGUGGUAGAUAUUUAUAAGAUACUUAUGCAGCUACAAUAUACAAUUCAACCUAAUUAGAAAGCCAACGUAUAUGUUAUUGAAUUAAAGCAAUUCUCAUUUCCAUGACUUUCCUAGAUUUCACAUUCUGCCUUCCUGCAAUA